UGGAGGAGUUGUUGGAUAGCCCAGCAGGCUACUUAACAUCACACAGACAGGACGAGUAUUUUCUCCGGCUGACUUCCAAAUUAUAUGGCAUGAAUUAUAGUUUUGUGUCGAUCAGUAACAGAAGCGCCCUGCUACGAACGACAGGUCGGGGUCUCGAGAAGCAGAGAACAAUUUACGCAUUUUGCCUCGUGCUAGUCUGCUCACUAGUUAGCCAAUCCAUUAUCUGGCUAGCUGGCUAAUUAGCUACUUACGUACCUAAAUAAUUAUUGAUGUACUGGUAACCAGCAGCACGUAAGUGGGUAUUUCAGUCGUAUUGUGGCCUAAUUGUAAGCCAUUAAUACCUAUUACAAGGCACUUACAGCUCGUGAGAUUGUAUGCGACUAGAUCUCCGCAUAUAAGGUAUAGCUGUUUAAGUGUUUAUGCUCACGAAUCAAUACUUUGUGGUUAUCCUGUUAGCCAAACAAGUUAGCUCUCGGAUACUAGGCUAGCCUUGUGCUAACGUUUAAAGGUAACCAAAAUCGCACUCCGCUCAUAGUUUAUCGUUGGCCUCGGGUUUCCUCCAUUGCAUUUGCAGUAUUAACUAAAAAUAAAACACAAUGGGCUCAAUACUAAGUCGGCGGAUCGCUGGCGUUGAGGAUAUUGACAUCCAGGCUAACUCUGCAUACAGAUUCCCACCCAAGUCUGGAAACUAUUUUGCCAGUCACUUUUUCAUGGGGGGAGAGAAGUUUGACACACCACAUCCAGAGGGCUACCUGUUUGGGGAAAAUAUGGAUUUAAACUUCCUUGGAAACCGUCCAGUCCAGUUUCCAUACGUCACACCAGCACCCCAUGAGCCUGUUAAAACUUUGAGAAGUCUCGUCAACAUCAGGAAAGACUCUCUGCGUCUUGUCAGGUACAAAGACGAUGCAGACAGCCCCACAGAAGAGGGUGCUAAGCCCAAGGUCUUGUAUGGAGUGGAGUUCACCUUCGAUUCAGACGCCCGAGUGGCCAUCACCAUCCAUUGCCAGGCUUUUGAAGAAUUCAGCAAUGGGAUGGCUGUGUAUACUCCAAAGGUUCCCACCAUGGCUUCUGAGACGGUGCACUACAAGAGAGGAGUGAGCCAGCAGUUCUCCUUACCGGCAUUCAAAAUUGAUUUCUCUGAAUGGAAAGAGGAAGAUCUGAAUUUUGACCUUGAUCGAGGUGUCUUCCCCAUGGUCAUCCAAGCAGUGGUGGAUGAAGGAGAUGAUUGCCUAGGACAUGCACACGUAUUGCUCGCAGCUUUUGAAAGGCACAUGGACGGGAGCUUCUCUGUGAAACCUUUGAAGCAGAAACAAAUUGUGGACCGGGUGAGCUAUCUGCUACAGGAGAUCUAUGGGAUUGAGAACAAGAACAACCAGGAGACAAAGCCCUCGGAUGACGAGAACAACGAUAACAGCAACGAGUGUGUGGUGUGUCUGUCGGACCUGCGGGACACCCUGAUCCUCCCCUGCAGACACCUGUGUCUCUGCAACUCCUGUGCCGACACGCUGCGCUACCAGGCCAACAACUGCCCCAUCUGCCGCUUACCGUUCAGAGCGCUUCUGCAGAUCCGGGCGGUCAGGAAGAAGCCUGGAACCAUGUCUCCGGUGUCCUUCAGCCCCGUGCUAGCUCAGACCAUGGACCACGACGAGCACUCGAGCUCGGACUCGGUUCCUCCCGGCUUCGAGCCCAUCUCUCUGCUAGAGGCCAUGAACGGUCUUCGGCCCGUGUCCCCCGGGAUCCCCUCCGCCCCUCUCUACGAUGAGAUCAACUUCUCCUCUGCAGGGGGAGUAGGUGCGGACGGACGGCCAGUCAGCCCCACAGAGCUGCCCGGGGACGGUGCUCUGCCGAAGGGCAAAGUCAGCAAGUCUCCGGACAGCACCCUGCGGUCCCCUUCCUCGCCCAUCCAGGAGGAGGAUGAGGAGAAGCUGUCUGAGCUGUCCGAUGCCCAGCCCCAGGCCACCCUGUCCAGCUGCAGCCCUGUGCCCAUAGAAGAUGCCGCAAUAGAGGACGACCCAGAGUCCCUCACACCUGAGGAUGAGGUUCUUCUGUCGGAUCGGGAACGAGAGAUUCUGGAGGAUAGUUGCAGCGAGCACAACAGCCUGUCCAAGGCAGAGAGCGACCCUACAGAAGAAGACCUCUCUCUCCCAGGGUCGUCCGAGUCCACGGAGAGUCUGAAAAGCGAGGGCACCAACUGCUCCAGCCAGCCUCUCCUGAGUGCCCACAGCAGUUUGCACAUGGAGGAUGAUUAGCUUGACAAACCCCCCACACGCCCUCCUUCCAAACCAACCCCACUUAACCCUGCACAACCCUCCACCUAGGGUUGCCAACCGUCCCUUGAAAUACAGAAUCGUCCCGUAUUUAGAGAUAAAAGUACGGGUUCCGUAUUGAACUGAAACGGGACACGUUAAAAUUCCGGAAAAAUACAUCUAAGAAAUGCUACAUUUUCUGGGGGACGACCCCCAGACCCCCCCGCCACGAAGUGUCCCGUAUUUUUUUCAUUGACAGUUGGCAACCUUACCUCCACCCUCUUUGGUCUCCCCCCCCCCAAAGCCUUCAGCCUCCAUCCUCAGCUUCUUCAUCCUCGCCUGAGGCUGUCUGUGAAGAUUCUCAUUCAGCCGGGUUACCAGUUGUUGUUGUUGUUGUUGUGUAAGCAAAAUCGAAUUUGAAGAUGUUUCAACUCUUAUCUAAAUGGCUUCUUCCUCUUCAGUGAUCGUCUGGCAUGAUAAUGGGGAACUAGUAGCAUCCGUAUCCCAAGAUCCUGGUCCUGCUAUGAAUUGGAAUUACAGUCACAGAUUCUCACAGUGGUGGGACCAGGGUUGCCAUCUGAUUGUGCGCUUGUUGUCACAGCUUUGAGAGAAACAGCACUGCUGUGAUGAUGCAGAGAAUGGUUAAAUAUCUUAAGGAUGAAAACGUAAAGCUGAAGGCAGUGAUAUUGUGUAAAGUAUUACUUCCCCCUUCCAUUUUUAUGAAGGACUGAGGGGCGUGUGAUCUAUAGCCCCACCCCUAGUGCUCUGGAUGUAGUCUCUUGUUCCCCAUCAUCACGUCAGAAUGGAAGAAGAACUUUGGAUGUAAGGGGAGCUGCUUGCAAAUUCUUUUCACUUGCCUGAGGUAGUUCAGCCUCCCACCCGAGGUCCGUACCUCCCGACCCCCACCUCUCUAUGUACAGUAUGUUUCCACCGCACUCUCUACCGUCAAUACUACGUAUAUCGAGCAUGAGCCGCCUGAGUCUGGAUCUUGCUAUUGCCCACGUCAACAAGCUAAGUUACCGCCACAGCCACACUAAGACUAUGGAGGGCCCUGUACAUGUCUGCCUGUUGCCAUGGCUUAUUUGGUUGGAGAUGGUCAGCGGAUGGUUGUGCUGGAACCCCCCCCCCCCCUCUUUUUUUUUUGUUUUUUUGUUUUUGGUACCCCUUGAAAGAUCACUGGACUGACUGUGUGAGGACCCUUCAGUAUGAGUUCUGAAAGCUCCAUUGACACUAACUAAAGCCGUCUGUCCUUCACUAAUCAAAUGGCAUUAUGCAAGUGUAAAAAUCUGUGAGGUGAAGGCAAAAAAAAAAACAAUUUGGUCAUGUUCUCUUUUCUGUGCUAUGAACAAACUUUUCAUAACGUGCACUUAGUGAAUUUAUGAAGGUCUUAUCUGUUGUUACUCAAAGAAGUAAGGAUGCAUUCAUGUCUGUUUCACCUAAUGAACUGUGCUACUGCUCAUAUUUUGGGGUUGUAACAGGUGUUCCUUGCAUAUAGUGAAUUUGCAUACUACUCAUUAUUCUGUUAUUGUGCUCAAUUGAACUCGAAGAUUCCAAACUUUUUCUGUUUAACGAUGUGUAAAGGUAAUCUAGUGGAAUUUGUAUGUAUUUCCUUGUAAAUGUGUACAUUUUAACUGUUUAUAACUGAGGAAACGGUGCAGCAGACUGUGCAGCUGAAUUUUUGUAUUAUUAUUAUUAUUAUUUAUAUUAGGUAUGCUUGUAUAUUCUUGAAAUGAUGUUGACUUCCCUGCACAAGUGAAGUGGCGUCGGUGCUGGUUGCAAACUAUUUCAUGCCCCUCUAUUGCCCUAGCUGCCUGGCGGAUACAUAUUGGCAGUGUCGUGUAGCAUUACUUGUACCCGUUUUUGGUAUACACAGUCCGGAUUUUGCUAACUGCUUUGCUUUCAUUCAGAAGUAAACUUAUUGAAUGAUUGGUUUUACGGGACAUGAUGGCGAUGCUGGGAUGGUACGUCUAGGUAUUGAUAGAUGUUUUGACGCGCAGAGUCCUGUACAGAAAGCAUUUUUUUUUACAUCUAGGUAUAUGUGCCUUUCUGUAGAGCAAAUAUAGCUAAUUGUUGCUUGGGGCUUUUGUGUUCUUGUGAAAGGAUCACUGUUAAGCACAAGACAGGGAGCCUUUUGGUUAUGUACCUAACAGUAUGUGUAAACUUAAAAGUGGGUAUCGUUGAAAUAAUCUUACAGCAGUGUUUUUAAGGUUAUAAAUAUAGUUAUCACUCAUCUGUAACA
Molecule: messenger RNA, 4485 nt
Organism: Engraulis encrasicolus (European anchovy)
Lineage: Eukaryota; Metazoa; Chordata; Actinopteri; Clupeiformes; Engraulidae
Gene: mgrn1b
Product: mahogunin, ring finger 1b
Exons: 16
Coding region: 597-2249 (550 amino acids)
Biological process (GO): negative regulation of G protein-coupled receptor signaling pathway; protein ubiquitination; endosome to lysosome transport
Cellular component (GO): early endosome; cytoplasm; plasma membrane
Molecular function (GO): ubiquitin protein ligase activity
Source: RefSeq, a predicted model, not a curated record